CGGCGGGGGGCGGGGGGCUGCCGGCAGCGCCCUCCCCGCCGGCCCGGGGGGCGCGGCUGCGGCGGAGGCGGUGGCGGCGCAGCGGUGCGGAGCGGUGCGGAGCGGGGCCGCAGAUAAAAGAUGGAAGCAUUGGCCAUGCUUCGCAGCAAACCUCAUAUAACCUGCAAGGGGAACUGAAGCAGAAAGCCAAGCCGAGACAAAGCAGCAUCUGACCUUGUCACUGGGGGGCAGAAAACAGCCACUGGCUGCCGCUGGUUUUACUGGUGCUCCCGUCAAGCUCCCUCUGCAGUGUGGAAUUGCAGAUAGCUCAAAAAGUGCAAGUUCUUUCCAGGUCCUUGGGGUGAAUAAAAAUUGUUAACUCUUGCCUUGAUUUGUCAUCCUUUGGGGGAAAAAGAAAAGUAAUGUCAGACUGGCAAUUAAAUAGUCGUGCUGUUAGACCGAGCACAGCUUGAAGUGGGUGGUCCUGGAGGUGAGAGUGACUCUGGCCAGCAAAGCCAAGGAGAAGCCUGUUCAACGUCACGUCUACCCGAAAUUCCUUGGAGAGGUGAUGAAGUGAGUAAUAAGGCAAAGUGGGAGUUACAAAGCAGAUGCGGUAGCUUCAGCAGAACUUCUCUCCACUACCAUAUCCGCUCGUGAAAAAGCAACUGAUGUUAUUUUGAAAACAAUUUGAGUAAAAAAAAUCCGCUUUGAGCAUCUUUGCAGUUCUUGUGUCUGAUGCGUUCAUCAAGAAAACUGGUAUUAUAAUGCAAAUGAAGGAAAAGAGUGAGUAUGGUGAAGGCAGCUAAGGAAAUUCAAAUGGAGAACCCAAGAGAGGCAGAGACUCACAGCACAGGGGCAACGUGCUCCCCGUCAGAGGAACGGGCAGAAAAACCCUCCAUGCUCUGUUUUAAGAAGCGGAAGAAGUCCUGUAAGAAGGGGCUGGCCUUGAAGGAUGUGUGUGAAGGAGCCUCAGAGGAGAAAAGCCAAUGUGUCAGCGCUGACCAAGGGGAGGCAAAAGUUUCUCAUCAGUCGCGGUCCUCGAAAGGAGCCUGGGCAGCCAUCAAAAGCCUCGCAAGACCUCAGAGGAAGCAGAAAUCCUCAUCGCGAAAGAAGGUGCCCUCCGAUUCCCAAGUGCGGCUGGAGGUGGAUGCUGAGGAGGGCUGUGUGCAAGGCUUCCCAAAGAAACGGGCAAGCUCGAGGGUGAAGAUGCCCUGUGUACGGUUCUCCAGAGGCAAGAAAAAACCCAGCCCCUCUGAAGCAGUGGAGGAGUCGGAGGGCAGCGUUCAAGCAAAUGAAGUGAUGGGCAUUUCAAAGAAAACUAGUGAAGAACCGGAGGAUUUGGCCCCAGCAGACAAGUCUGAAUCCUUCAGCCCAAUCUCUGCAGAGGAGGACCAGGAUACAGCAAAGGAAAGUGCCAACUCUGUUGGAAAAACUGAGCCCUUGACAGAGCCCACACUUGAUGCAGAGGAGGAGGACCGGGAUACAGCAGAGGAAAGUGCUGACUCUGUUGGAAAAAGUCAGCCCUUGACAGAGCCCACACCUGAUGCAGAGGACCAGGAUACGGCAAAGGAAAGUGCCGACUCUGUUGGAAAAAGUCAGCCCCUGACAGAGCCCGCACCUGAUGCAGAGGAGCAUACAGAUGCAGAGGAGCAUACAGAGUGUACCGCUCAGUCAGAGAUAACUGAUUCAGAGACAGUUAAUGAAACAGCCCAGGAAAAGCUGCAGGAGGAGAGCCGACCCCAGACCACAGCAUGUGCAGAAGGCGGGCAGGUUGCUCCCGAACCACCCGUUCCCAAGGAUCAACCCAGCAGCACCCCUGAAACCACCGAGCUGCAGGAAAUCCCCAGUAUCCACAAAGAGCUGCCCGAAGGGGAUGGAUCAGAAAAAAGCAUAAUUCUUCCUGAGGAGCGCAAAGCUGAAGAGACUGUGAUGGAUUUCAGUCAGUCAGCAUUUAAAGAUGAUGCAGGGAGUCUGCAGGGCUGCUCCAGCCAUCAGGUGACAUUAGAAGCAAAUGUGGGCGCCGGCGUCAGCAUUGUCAUCACCGUCACCGAAGCUGAGGACUCUGACAACACCGACUCCGACCAGGCCUAUGAACCGUCCCCAGUUUUGCACCGAAAUAAGCAAAAAGGGAAUAAAAAAUCAAGCAGGAGCUUUGAUUUUGGUAAAAAAGAGGGCCCUGAGGCUGGUGGCGACCCCCAGGCAGAGGAGAAAGGUCUGGGUGACCAGGGGCACAGAACUGGGGAGCAGUAUGAAUUGCUCCUCAUAGAAACCGCGUCUUCCCUGGUGAAGGCGGCCAUUCAGUCAUCCAUAGAGCAGCUGGUCAACGAAAUGGCCCUGGAACAGAAUAAACACAACAGUUUUCUGUGAUGGCAGCGAUGCCCCCCAAAUAAAGAGUACAGGGAGUGAUUUAAAGCUCCGCUUGGCCUGGGGUGUGUGUGGAGAGCUCCAAGGGCUCCCGGGGCUGAGGUGUAGUUAAUUCUGCAUGUCCGUUCAGUUGUGUGUCUAUGUGAAACGGAUCGUGGGACAUGGGGCAGUCCCAUAUGUACAGCGUGUCCCCUGGGGCUGGAGCUCCGGGCAGUGCCGGUGGUUGCAGCUGCAGAAAAAUGAAGGUGUUGCAGUGAGUGUUUUUUCAUUUAUUGGCAUCCUUAUGUCAAGGCCACAUUUCUGCCGUCAUCCAUGCUAAGUUUCCCUGCUGUUCAUGCUGUAGAUCUAUAUGUGUUGUGCAUUUAGGGAAAGGUCCCGAGAGGCAGCAAGCGCCCAACCUGCUGCUGGGCUGGAUUCGGGGCACGUCGGAUGCGGCUGGGGUUCACUGGAGACAAGGGAGGGUGAAGUGACUGCAGUGUUAACACGAAGAUACCGAUGCCAGACAGGCUCAGGCCAGUGUUUAAUAUUGCAAACAGGUACUUGCAAGGUGCCGAUGCCAGAAACCAUAGUCACCCCUUGCGUUGCAUGGAGGUGGAUGGUUGCAGUGAGCUGUGUUUGUCAUUCGGCCUCUUCCCCCGUCACAAGCAGCCUGUGCAUUUCCAGACACGUUAAAGCACAGCAUCAGCUGCUCGCCUUGCUGACCCUGGGCUGCCUGAAUGCCAAGAAAAUGACAGUGCUUCGCUGGCGGGGGGCAGGGGAGCUGUUCUCGCACCAUUAAGCUCAAUGGGCAAAAUUCCCGUCAGCAUCAGCGGCGCAGGCUGGGCAGGAGCGCACUGCUGCAGGCAGCCCCUGUCCUUCGUUCUCCUUCCUCCGUGGUGAAGCUGUCCUCGUGGUGAAGCUGUCCUCGGCUGUAGCAUAUUUUUGAUAUAUGGCAUGUGAUAUAAAUAGCAGUGAGCUGCAUGCGUGUUAGCAGUCAACUAUUGCCUCUGUGUUGACACAGUUUGGGUAGCUGCGAUGCGCUGCCAGCCCUGGAAUUGAUUGGAUUUGGUCUGACCGCUGCUGGCAUCCCUGGGUGCUGGCAGCGCCUGUCCCGCACAGCUCCCCCCGCGCUGCAAAGCCUGCCUGACUUCAGUGAGCCCGAGCAUCCCAUGGGAAACGUGCAUUACAGCCGGCUGGCUGCCGCCGGGCUCUGGCUGGCUCUGGCACGCCAUGUAGCUUGCUCUGAAACACGUUGGGAAAUGCCAAAGCAAUGUUACCGAAGUCCUCAGGGAAAAAAUCUGGAUGUGAGGGCCUGGGGACAUGGCUGGGAAAUGCCUGGAUGGGCCAGUCGCUGUCAAAACCCACAAACUGCCCUGCUCCGAGGGGGGUUGCGCCAGCAUAGCGUGUGUGCAAGCAUCACCUCUACCUACCAGCUCUCCGAGAGAAAGGAGCCUUUUAAUAAUUUGGGAUUGCAUCUGCGCAGCUGGGAUUUACGUACAGCUGCAGGCAAAUCAGCCUGUUCUUCUGAGAAAAUUCUCCUACGUAUUUCUCAGCCAGUACAGAAAUAGCAGCCGCACUCGGCGGUUGCUCACUGACCAUAGGCGGUGCACGAGAUUUCCCUUCCCAGUGUAGGAUUUGGAUCCCUGUUAAAAUACAAGGGCUGUAAACUUUCCCAGUACCUGGUGUGCAACCACGUUUUAAACUUCAAUAAAGCAUCUCCAUUUUUACAAGAGGACUGUGAGCAGUGAGUGCCACCGCUGGUUUCUCUGCAAGUAAAACUUAAGAAAAAUCAGAGGAUGUUAAAAAAAAAGCAUCGUCCUGUUUUUUGUGAAUUGGUUCCAUAAGUUCUCAGAUACCAAUAAUUCCGUGUGUACUAUUUUAAUGGCUUUGUACUUCGUACUACUCCUUCCAGGUAUUAUGCCAUAGCUUCGAAAGGGACUUUUUAAGACUUUUCUAUGUACCUUUGGAGCUGCUGCAGCACCCUGAGAAGAGCCAUACUGGUGCUGGAGGUUGCUUAUGGGAUUGCACUGGGCACGGCGGCAGGUCAGCGCUGAGCAAUGGGCCACAGCGGCUCUGUGCGGCCCCACGGGUGUCAACUGCGGAUGAGGAUGUCUGGGCUCUAGUAAAGAAAUACAAACUGACCCUGUGGGGCCAGGCUGCCCUGCUCUGCCAGCCCACUAAGCAGUUUUGGGAAGGUUUCAUGUAUUUCAGUAUUGCCUUUUAGGCAAAACACAUCUUCAGAAGAGGAGGAGAAUGGCAGAAAUGCUUUGGUCCAGCCUGGCCCCUGCGACUGUUGCUCUGCAUCCAGGGUUGUGUUUGCAUCCUUUCUGUGGCUGUUUUUUCCCUCUGUUAUAGCUCUACAUAUAACUGAUGAUUAUUUCAUUAA
This is a messenger RNA of Falco peregrinus (peregrine falcon), 4708 nucleotides long. RefSeq names its product A-kinase anchoring protein 5 (gene AKAP5). Gene Ontology annotation, cellular component: postsynaptic density; dendrite membrane; plasma membrane. The coding region runs from base 769 to 2346 and encodes 525 amino acids. The record is from RefSeq and is a predicted model, not a curated record. Gene Ontology annotation, biological process: positive regulation of adenylate cyclase activity. Gene Ontology annotation, molecular function: beta-2 adrenergic receptor binding; GABA receptor binding; molecular adaptor activity. The transcript is spliced from 2 exons. Lineage: Eukaryota; Metazoa; Chordata; Aves; Falconiformes; Falconidae.